ACGUCUAAUGUCAUACAUAUCAUAACAGAGUCGCACAUGUGUUGUACAAAAUAUUGUACAGGGUUAUGAUAAUUUUAAUGAAAAUAUAAAUUUGUUAUGAAAAGAGAAUUUAUUAUAAUAAAAAUAUGUCAACAAACACAACAACAGACAACAUGGAUGAAAUCCUCGAGUCUUUUAACAGUCUAACUGCAAAAUCCGUGAAGUAUCUAGAAGUACAGAAGGAAAUCAAAGAUGAUAUCAAAAACCUAGUGAAAACCCUUUACGACUUCACAAAAUCGCAAGAAGUUAUAAAUAAAAAGAAAAAAAAUGUAGCUUUGCCGCAAAUACUAAUCGAAGAUUUCGACGAGGAGCAAAUUUGGCAACAAGUAGAGCUUCAGAAUACUGAAUGUUGGGAUCAACUUGUUUGGGAUGUUGCACAAUGCAUAUCUAAUAAAGAUGACCUUAUAUUUCCAGUUGAAAUCGGAAAAUCGGCUAAGAAAAAGAAGAAAAGAAAAAAUAUUAACCCUAAUGUUGAAACGGAUACAAAAUGCCUUGAAGAAAUAUUAGAAACAAAACCAAAACUUAAGUUAAGUACUCAGAAAAGCCAUAUGAAAAAGGCAAAAGGGAAACCAUCCAUAGUUGAUGACCAAUUCUUUAAACUGAAUGAGAUGGAGAAGUUUUUGAUACAUGAAGAAAAAAAUGAAGGUAAGAGUAAGAGCAAACAGGUUGCUGAUGAUGAUGAUGAAUCCAUAGAUUUAUUUGAAGAUUUUGAUUCUGAAGAUGAAGAUGUUGAUGAUGGCCAAAAAGAUGUUAUGUAUAAUGAUUUCUUUCAAAAUGAUGACUCUGAUCAGUUUGACAAUACUGGGCAAAAUGACAAUUCUGAUGAAGAUGGUGUGAGUGAUGUUGAAGAAGAACACAUUGAGAGAGUUUAUGAAGAAGAAAAUCAAGUUGAAAACUCAAAGAAAGUCAGGUUUGCUGAUUUACAACAAGAUUCAAAUUCAGAUAAUGAUUCUGAUAAUGAUUCAGAAAAUAUUGAGCCUGUAAAUGGGAAAUUAGAAACAAAUCAGAGUAAAUCUGAAUUUGAAAUGAGACAGGAGAGACUAAAGCAACAUAUUUCAAAACUAGAGGAAAAAACAUUAAAAGAAGCCCCAUGGCAGCUUAAAGGAGAGGUUGAUGCCAAUAAGCGUCCACAAAAUUCAUUACUUCAAGAGAUUGUUGAUUUUGAUCUUACAACCCGACCAGCUCCUAUAAUCACUGAACAGACAACAGUUACAUUAGAAGGUUUAAUACACCAAAGAAUCAAAGACAAGGCUUGGGAUGAUGUUACAAGAAAAGAAAAACCAGUAGAUGACCAACUUGCAUUUAAAAAGCCUGAAAUUCUAGACCAUUCUAAAAGUAAGUUAAGCUUAGCACAAGUUUAUGAAGCUGAAUAUUUGAAACAAAAGCAGGCCAUGUCUGGUGAGAUAGAUGAGAGUGAACCAGAAAUUCACAAAGAAAUUCGGGAUUCUAUGACUACUUUAUUCAACCAACUCGAUGCAUUAUGCCAUUACCACUACACUCCUAAACCACCCCAGGCUGAAGUUAAAAUUGUCAGCAAUACUCCGGCUAUUUCAAUGGAAGAGGUUGCUCCAGUUGCUACAAGUGAUGCAGCACUAUUAGCUCCAGAGGAAAUUAAAAAGAAACCAAAGGGUGACCUCAUGAGUAAAGAGGAAAGAACAAGUACAGACAAAAAGAGGGAAAGAAGGAAGAAAAAGUUGUUGCAAAAGCAGAAGGGACAAGUCUCAAAAGUAACAGAUAAUAGGAAUACAAUGAAAGGUGUUGAGUCUAAUGAUAAAUCUUUGAAAACUUCUAAAGCGUUCUUCCAGCAGUUAAAUGAUGACAGAAAUAGUUUGAUUAAGAAUAAGGCAAAAAAUUAUGUUAGUAUUAAGACAAAGUAGUACAUUUUUGUAGAUAGACAUGAAAUUAAAUAAAUUUUAUAAUGCUUC
Leptidea sinapis is the source of this 1964-nucleotide messenger RNA. Its product is annotated as U3 small nucleolar ribonucleoprotein protein MPP10-like. The record is from RefSeq and is a predicted model, not a curated record. Gene Ontology annotation, cellular component: nucleus; Mpp10 complex; small-subunit processome. Lineage: Eukaryota; Metazoa; Arthropoda; Insecta; Lepidoptera; Pieridae. Gene Ontology annotation, biological process: rRNA processing. The coding region runs from base 126 to 1916 and encodes 596 amino acids. The transcript has a single exon.